Eleginops maclovinus (Patagonian blennie) is the source of this 9166-nucleotide messenger RNA. It is a transcript of the gene adgrg2a, whose product is annotated as adhesion G protein-coupled receptor G2a. Gene Ontology annotation, molecular function: G protein-coupled receptor activity. Gene Ontology annotation, biological process: cell surface receptor signaling pathway; adenylate cyclase-activating G protein-coupled receptor signaling pathway. Gene Ontology annotation, cellular component: plasma membrane. NCBI's taxonomy places the organism in Eukaryota, Metazoa, Chordata, Actinopteri, Perciformes, Eleginopidae. The transcript is spliced from 37 exons. The coding region runs from base 134 to 7537 and encodes 2467 amino acids. The record is from RefSeq and is a predicted model, not a curated record.
GCCAUGCUCUUGUGUAACAGACAGAGGAGAUAUGAGGGAGAGUAACUGAGGACAGAGAAGAGAAGAGAAGAAGAGGCAACACAAGGGAGGAAGAGAGGAACAAACACGGAGAGAAGUUGUACACUAGUCUUUAAUGGUUUUUAUGGAUGAAAGAUCUUACGGGAAUCAUGGAGAGACAUGUCCAAGUGCACAUACUUCCAUGCACGUAAACCCGCAGACUCUGCAAAGGCUUUUUAAAAGCGCCAGGAUGAUGCACGGCCUUUGCUUUGAAGGACGGUGGGGACGGACACAUGUCCUUCUUGUCAUCUGGCUUUCAGUCCUAGCAGCCGCUCCACCCAAAGCACUUGGCUAUUUCCUGGGAGACACAAAGGCAGUAUUAAAUGGCUGUCAGGACCACUGGACCCUGCAGGACAGGGCCGCCAUGCCGUUUCUCUUUCAGAUGACUUUGUGUGUCGACAUCCGUGUGGUCGUCCCCGGAGCCUGGGUGGCCUUCUCCUACAGCUCUGUCCACGCACCCCGACCUGAGCUGGGUCUGGAGGGGGAUGAUGAUGCACUGUAUGGAUGGCUGCUAAGGGUCCGUCACCGAUUUCCCAUCCGGCUGUCCCCAAAACACUGGCAUAGAGUGUGUCUAAGGAGAGAUGUACAACGCAACUCAUUUAGCCUGGAGGUUGAUGGGAAAUCGGUGGCAGAAAGGACAGUCAUCGCUCAGGCUAUCCCACCUGCUGGCUCCCUGUGGCUGGGCUGCCGUCCCAGAGACCAGUCCCCAGGAGACAAGCUGGGGGAAGUGGAGUUGUACCUGUUCCGCAUGUGGGGAGACCUGGGUAACCAUGGUCUCUGCGAAGACGGGUCUGUGAUUGGCUGGAAUGCUUACUAUUGGGGUGUGACCAGUCCCAGAGCCAGACAGAGAGACCCCACACUUCUGUGUGACCACAGACGGUUAAGGCGUGGGGCACGUGUUCUCAGAAGUGUGUCAAAUGCACCCACAACUGGAGUUGGACGGUUAUUCUCACCUACACCUGUGCCUUCCCCUACAUCUACCUCGACUCCUGUCAUAGCAACACCUGUCUCUCAUGUGAGUGACCAGACUUCUGAGAUCCCAGUCCUUUCCUACACUGCUGUUCCUGCGUCUGACACCAGCUCGGCCAAUCAGAUGUCAACCAGCACCCAAAAGACUCCACUCACAACUCUGCCGGUAGACCAAACCCCUGGAAGAACAUCUGGCUCUUCAUUAGUAAAUUGUGACAUCAGCCAACUCUGCUCCAAUGACAGUGCUUACUUUUGGAUGACUGUAGAUGUGACGGCCAGGAGCGGCAGUAAGACUGAACAAGAUGUUCAGACCUUGGUGUCAAAUGCAUUCAGUUGCACCAGUGAUGGGAGUGAUACAGCACAGCGAGUAACAGACUUUAUAGAUUUCUGUCAAGGUGACAAAUUAAUUCAGACAGUACAGGUAAACUGCAGUGCAAAAAGUAACAUAAGACAAACAACCUGCAAUGUGCUGCUGCAGCUCAGCCACUCUGUUUCAGCGUGUGAGCUGCAGCAUGCUGGAGACUCUGCACUGCAGCAAGCUGCUGACACACAAAUAGAAGUGAGAAUCACAGGAGAGGUGGAGAGAGUCGGUCGGGGUAUUUGUGGGGAUGUAGAGCCCUCCAGUGGCAGGUUUGUGAGGUGUACAUCCACAUCUUCCCUGGAUGAUAUUUGUCACGCUAACAAAACCCCCACGUUUAUAUGUUCGCUCUUAGAACCCAACUUAUACCAAGCUCCACAACCUGAUAAAGGAUUUGGCUGCACUGAAGCGCCUCGCUUUUGUGACUGCACUGCUUUCUGCAAUUCCUCAAGACAGUUUUUUGCCAUUAGAAUCAAUAUUAACAGUGCCUCUGUAAAUAUUGCCCUCAUAAAAAGAAUGUUGUCUGGACUUGCCCGCAUUUGUCAGACAAUGUCAGCGUCAGUCCAGGAGUGCCAAAAUACUUUAGGGCGCUACCAGCAAGCUCAUUUGGGAUGCCAUGGGACAGAACAGAGGUUGUACAGCUGCAUGGUGAUAUUGCAGAUGUCUGGACCUGUCAACGGUUGCUUCCUGCAAAAACUUCUGCAGAAAAUGAUUGACAGCAACGAUGACAUAACAAACGAAAGGCCACUUACACGCAUGGUGGUUUGUGGUCCUCCUGGUUUGGCAAUCCCUACUCUGUUGGUGUCCAACCUGACCUGGGUUGAAAGUGACCUGCUGAUGUCACACGUCUGCCAACCUGACCCCACUCGGCUUAAAUGUGAGGCGAAGGAGAGCCUUGCUGUACUUCUGACUGACAGCUGCCCUUGGGAGACAACCAAAACCACGCAAAGCACAACUUUGCCUUCCACACCGAACAACAAUCUCUUUACAGCUUCUGAAACUUUAACAUCAUCUGUGACCAACCCAACUAAACAAACUAACACUACUGUAACAUCUCCAUGGACAAAUGCCUCACAAGGAACAGCUCAUCCUAACAUCAUUAUUUCCCUCACAACAAAUAACAGCACACACUCCUCAACAAAACAGCCUGUCCUAACAACGACCUUACAAAACAUGACUUUCAGUACAGCAACACAAAACACAACUUUGCCUACUAACACAACACCUACUGACAAAACAAAACUGCAUAACACAACCACAGUUCACCAAGGCACAACAGAAUUUAUACCAUUAUCUUCUGGUAACUCAACAUUACAAAUCACCACAGCAGCCCCUAUUGUAUCACUUUACACAGCUGGAGUGUCUCCAAAUCACACGAUAGACACAACAGUUGAUACAGUUACAGACACUGCUAAAAACACAACAUUGUACAAUGUGACUACAACUAGCACAUUUAAACCUUUUACCAAGUCUAAUGCAACUACAUCUACAACCACUAAAAAUCACACAACAGAGUACAAUGCUACUACAGUUAUACCUUCUACCAACCAAACAAUAAAGUACAAUGUAACUGCAGUUACUCCUUUUGCCAACCACACUACAGAGAACAAUGCAACUACAGUUACAAUUUCUACCAAUCCUACCAUUGACAACAAUGUUACUAGAGUUACACCUUUUGACAAUCACACAACAGAAUACAAUGGUACUAUGGUUAUGCCUUCUAACAAUCAGACAACAGAAUACAAUGUUACUACAGUUAUACCUUCCACCAACCACACAGCAAAGUACAAUUUAACUACAGUUACUCCUUUUACCAACCAAACAACAGUAAACAAUGUAACUACAGUUAUACCUUCCACCAACCACACAGCAAAGUACAAUUUAACUACAGUUACUCCUUUUACCAACCACACAGCAAAGUACAAUUUAACUACAGUUACUCCUUUUACCAACAUCACAACAGAGUACAAUACUACUACAGUUAUACCUUCCACCAACCACACAGCAAAGUACAAUUUAACUACAGUUACUCCUUUUACCAACCAAACAACAUUAAACAAUUUAACUACAGUUACUCCUUCUACCAGCAUCACAACAGAGUACAAUGUAACUACAGUUACUCCUUCUACCAGCAUCACAACAGAGUACAAUGCAUCUACAGUUAUACCUUCCACCAACCAAACAGCAAAGUACAAUUUAACUACAGUUACUCCUUUUACCAACCAAACAACAGUAAACAAUGUAACUACAGUUAUACCUUCCACCAACCACACAGCAAAGUACAAUUUAACUACAGUUACUCCUUUUACCAACCAAACAACAGUAAACAAUUUAACUACAGUUACUCCUUCUUCCAACAAAACAACAGAGUACAAUGUAACUACAGUUAUACCUUCCACCAACCACACAGCAAAGUACAAUUUAACUACAGUUACUCCUUUUACCAACCAAACAACAGUAAACAAUGCAACUACAGUUACUCCUUCUACCAACAUCACAACAGAGUACAAUGCUACUACAGUUAUACCUUCCACCAACCACACAGAAACGUACAAUUUAACUACAGUUACUCCUUUUACCAACCAAACAGUAAACAAUUUAACUACAGUUUUACCUUCUACCCACCACACAAAAGAGUACAAUGUAACUACAGUUACUCCUUCUUCCAACAAAACAACAGAGGAGAAUGCUACUACAGUUAUACCUUCUACCAACAACACAACAGAGUACAAUGCUACUACAGUUAUACCUUCUACCAACACAACAAUACUGUACAAUGUAACUACAGUUACCCCUUUUGCCAACCACACAACAGAGUACAAUGCAACUACAGCUACAAUUUCUACCAAUCCUACCACUGUCAACAAUGUUACUAGAGUUACACCUUUUAACAAUCACACAACAGAAUACAAUGGUACUGUGGUUAUGCCUUCUACAAACUACACUACAGAGUACAAUGUGACUACAGUUACUCCUUCUAACAAUCAGACAACAGAGUACAAUGUAACUACAGUAACACCUUCUUACAAUCAGACAACAGAGAACAAUGUGACUACAGUUACUCCUUAUACCAACCACACAAAAGAGUACAAUGUAACUAGAGUUACUCCUUCAACCAACAUCACAACAGAGUACAAUGCUACUACAGUUACCCCUAUCAACCACACAACAGAGUACAAUGCAACUACAGUUACAAUUUUUACAAAUCCUACCACUGACAACAAUGCUACUACAGUUAUACCUUCCACCAAUCACAUAAAAGAGUACAAUGUAACUAGAGUUACUCCUUCAACCAACAUCACAACAGAGUACAAUGCUACUACAGUUACCCCUAUCAACCACACAACAGAGUACAAUGCAACUACAGUUACAAUUUCUACCAAUCCUACCACUGACAAUAAUGUUACUAGAGUUACACCUUUUAACAAUCACACAACAGAAUACAAUGUAUCUAUAAGUAGCAGCGACAAAAAACAAGACAACAGUACAUUUACAACAAAGAACACAACAGUUAGCCCAUUUACAGCCUCUCCCAACCACACUGUAGUAAUUAAUGUAACUGCAGCUUCCAACAAUCACACAACAGUCCCACACAGUUAUUCAAAUCAGUAUAACCGAACUACAGCCGAUGGCAAUUGGGACUCACACAAUAGUUCAUUUACAACAAGUAAUGCAACAAUAAACACAUUUACAGCAUCCCACAAUUACACAACUGUGAAAAAUACAACUACUACGACUGCAUCUCAAAACAAAACAGCAACAGAUAAUGUAACCACUUCAUCUAUCAUUGAAACACAACAGACCACAACUGCUCCCACUUCCAAACAACCUAACGUAACUCUCAGUGGUGAAAUAACUUCCACACAAUACUCAACUGUGGAUAAUCUGACAUCUGUUGAUGACAACAUAACUAAACCUACAGAAGAUCCACUUAACAAUCAGACUGAAUAUCCCACCACAUCUAGAGUUACACACCACACCACAUCAACCAACAAAACGGACAACUUCACCACAGUGGCCAAGAGUACCACAGUACGCAGUCCAACCAAUGAGUUCAACCUGACCACUAAAGAAGUUCAUUUGAAAACUACAACAGCCAAAGCUUCCUUUGAAACUUCAAAUCCAACCACACCAACUACGCAUGGCACACUUCCAUCCCAGAUAAACUCUACUACUGCAAAGGUUUCCUUGACUACUUCUACAACAACUCUCCAGAUCACCACCCACCCCAAAGAAACCACAACGUUACCUGAGACAACUACAAGCCAAGAGGCACAGGAAAAACUAGCAAACGAGCUGCUGAAUCAAACACAAAAUGCUUCUCAGCUGAACUCUUCUCAGGUUGCAAAGGUGGUUGGGAUCUUGGAGAAGAUUCUGGAUGGCCCCUUUGUCUCUAAAGCAGUGGGACAAAAGGUCAUCAACAUUGUCAGCAACCUGAUGAAGGGCAACUCAGUGGCCCUCUCUGCAUCUGCGAACAGGCUGGUUCAAGUGGUAGAGGAUGUAGGUCUUAAGUUGAUUGUCCCUGGUGACAGACAGAUCCUUUCCUCGGGUUCGGUGGUUCUAGCAGUGAGGAGUGUCGACGGGACCAACUUUCCAUUAACAUCUUUUAACAUUUUCAACACUGAUAAUGUCCAGAUCCGUGCAAUCAGCGGAUCCAGGACCAAGAGGUCAGGUUCUGCUCUUGGGUCUGUUUCUUUGCCCUCCUCCCUCACCGCGGGUCUCAGUCCUGAAGAGCAGCAGCUGGCAAACAGGGUCCAAUUUACCUUUUACACCAAACCUGCCCUAUUCCAGGAUGAUGCAUUGAACAACCAAACCCUUGUCAGUCCAGUCCUGGCUGCCAGUGUGGCUAAUCUGUCAAUCAGAAAUUUGGCUAAGAACAUUCAGUUUACCAUCCGAAAUGUCAACCCCGUAAAUGAAAACUAUUCAGCCUCCUGUGCGUUUUGGGACUUAAGUCGGAGUGGCAGGGGAGGCUGGAGCUCUGCUGGCUGCUUUGUUGUCAGCACUACACCAGAAGAAACAACCUGCAGCUGUAACCAUCUCACAAGUUUUGCAAUUCUGCUGGAUUUGUCCAGAGAAGGAAUGGUUGACCGUCAGCAUGCAGAGAUUCUUACGUUCAUCACCUACAUCGGCUGUGGAAUCUCUGCCAUUUUCCUCGCACUCACUCUACUCACUUAUCUUUUAUUUGAUAAACUGCUGCGGGAUAUUCCUGCCAAGAUCCUGGUUCAACUCUGCAUCUCCCUCCUCUUCCUCAACCUUGUCUUCUUGCUGGACGGCUGGCUGGCCCUUUACCCAGCGGUUGGGCUGUGCAUUAGCACUGCUUUCUUCCUGCACUACUUCCUGCUCACAUCCUUCACCUGGGCGGGGCUAGAGGCCCUGCACAUGUACCUGAGCAUCGUCCGGGUGUUCACUCCCUACCUGAGCCGAUACAUGCUCAAGUUCUCACUGAUAGGCUGGGGCGUCCCUCUUCUUGUGGUGAUUAUUAUAAUAUCAGUGGACAAAGAUAACUACGGUGUGGUCACUUAUGGAAAAUACACAGAUGGCACUUCAGACGACUUCUGUUGGCUGCGGAAUGACAUCGCCUUCUAUGUGGGAGUGGUGGCCUACUUCCUCGUGAUCUUUGCUCUGUGUCUGCUGGUCUUCAUUAUUGUUAUGGUCCAGCUGAACCGGAUCAAGAAGCAGAACCCUCAGAACCAGCCUCCCAACAGGGGAGUGAUGACAGAUCUGCGCAGCAUUGCUGGCCUUGUAGUCCUGCUCGGCCUCACCUGGGGGUUUGCUCUGUUUGCUUGGGGACCCCUCUACUUACCUUUUGUUUACCUUUUCUCCAUAUUCAACUCUCUUCAAGGAUUUUUUGUCUUCAUUUUCCACUGUGCUGUGAAGGAGAAUGUCCGUAGGCAGUGGAGAACAUAUCUUUGCUGUGGGAAACUGCGUUUGGCUGAGAAUUCAGACUGGAGUCGGACAGCCACCCAGAACAGGAGGAAUCUUUCGGUUACCACUGCAACCACUUCAGCUCCCCACUUAACCUCUCGAAGCUCCUCCGUCAUCAGUGAUAGCACCAAUAGCAAUGGCUCUGUGUUUGCGGACAGCAGAAUAUCUGACAACUCCAACAGCGACGCGAUCCUCAACGAGAUUCACAGACGUAAUCUCUCAUCGUAAGGAGAGUCCUGACAAAUGGAUGCGGACGGUGAUAAGUCUCCUGCAGCAUGAGCAAACAGAAAAAAAAGCUAAUCACAGGAGUGGACGCUCACAGAAAUCCUCAGUAUUACUCAAUAUGCACGCUUUCCAGGUGUAAUGAAGGACAGAAGAAGUGAGACUGAAGUACCUUUCACGAGGAGUAUGAUUAUUUCUUCACUUGGUGCCUUUUCUACAUGAAGAGUAGAAUAUAUGAAGUGUACAGUAGGUGUGCUUCUGACUGAAUACAAUCAUUAUUUCACUGUUACAUCCAACUUAGUUGGCUUAGUUGUAUAGCUUGUUCUAAGCUCUUAUUACUGUUUGCAUGAAUCAAAUGAUAUCAAUACAUUUGACCAUCUUUGUAAUAUUUACACUUAAACACACAGGAAUCAUAAGUGGAAAUGGAAUAGGAAAUUCAAAAGGUAUGUUUUUAGUUUUCUGCCAUUAUAAAAGAAAGGACUGUAAUCUCCCACAAAUGUCAAUUAUAUCUACCAGAGACUGUUAUCUUUUCAUAAAGAUAGUUUUAUUCGAAACUCUAAAGGUGCCAGGGUUUGGCAAGUAAAGAAUGCGGACCCAAAAGCAGUAGGAACAGGGGAGGCAGGUAUGGGAGUAUAACAAAAAGCCAGCUUUGUUCAAAUCCAAGCUGUUCCUUAAUAAACACAAAAGGGAGCGGUGGUGUGGGGUGGGGUUGAAAUACAGGGGGAAACACAAUGAGACAAUCAGACACAUGAGGGGAAACAUAGAAGGAAGACAUGUUAAGACACAAGGAGAAAUGCAAAAUAAAACAGGAAACUAUACACACAAAACUAAAAUCAUGAGAAAGAGCAAACCAGUGAGCGAAAACACCAGCAGAAUUGGGCCCUGUGAGUGUGCAUGUGUGAAGGGAAGGACACAAACAGAAUCCACUUCAAGACACUGGUACUGGCCAACUGAGCUCUGAAGGGAUCAGCCCCUUCCUACAUCUAGGCCUUGGUUAAACCAUACAAUCCAGCACGUGCACUUCCAAUCGGCUUGCUAACCCAUCUCUGCAAGAUGAACCCAGUAACCCCUCAAAAACACACUGGUUUGCUGUUCUGGCUCCUAAAUGGUGGAAUGAGCUGACAUCAGGACAUCAGAAACUUUGCAUUUAUUCCGUCGCAGACUGAAAACGCAUGUGUUUCGAUUGAACCAUGGCAAUUAAAUUGCAACAUAAAAAGAGAAAAUAUUGUAAUGACUUAGGCCCUGUAACAAAGUCACCAGCACUUACAAGGGUAGGACAUGCUUAAAGUGAGUAAAUCUGCCGUUCAGAUUUGAUUCUCUAUGUAUUUUGCACCUAUUGUAAGUCGUUUUGGAUAAAAGCGUCAGCCAAAUGAAAUGUUAUGUAAUAUAUGUGUUAUCAAGCAUUUUGUUGUUGGAUUUUAAUCACUGAUAUGACAUAUAGCCAUCUAUUUAUUAUUCCAAUUCUUUUUAAUUGAAUCUCUGUAAAGAAACAGCAGGAAUUAAUCAGUCCUGCCCCCCACUUUGCUCCACUUUGGCGUUACGGCUGGACCGAUUGCCCAUUGGUUGCCGAUCAUAAUUUUCACAGAGACAUCAGGAGUUUAACAGCCAGAUAUUUAAUACAUUUUCCGAGCUUCA